Molecule: messenger RNA, 1567 nt
Organism: Drosophila serrata
Lineage: Eukaryota; Metazoa; Arthropoda; Insecta; Diptera; Drosophilidae
Gene: Wnt6
Product: Wnt oncogene analog 6
Biological process (GO): cell fate commitment; multicellular organism development; canonical Wnt signaling pathway
Cellular component (GO): extracellular region
Molecular function (GO): cytokine activity; frizzled binding
Source: RefSeq, a predicted model, not a curated record
AUGCGUUUGUUUAUGGUAAUUGCAAUUUUAAUAUUCGCAAUGCCAAUGACUGGAUUCGGCUGGGCUGAGGGCACCAACAUCCUUCUCGAUCCCAAUCUAAUGUGCAAAAAGACACGUCGCCUUCGUGGCAAGUUGGCCGAAAUCUGCCGUCACGAUUCGGCCCUGCUCAAAGAGAUCAUCAUCAAUGGCAUCAACCUGGGCUUCCGCGAAUGCGAGUUCCAAUUCCGUAAUCGCCGCUGGAAUUGCACAGUUCUACGCAAAAGCAUGAGGAAAAUCUUAAUGCGCGAUUCCCGUGAAACGGGUUUUGUGAACGCCAUCACAGCUGCCGGCGUGACCUAUGCUGUGACCAAGGCCUGUACCAUGGGUCAGCUGGUGGAGUGUUCCUGUGACAAGGCGCACAUGCGCCGUAAUGGUGGUCAGCCGGUGAUGGUCACCGCUGCCACAGCUGAGGCCACCUUGGAGCGGCAACAGCAGGCGGCAAUGCUCCGGCAACAUUUGCCCCUCCAGGAUCAGCCACAUCUCAACCAGCAGCAGCAGCGAUUGAAUCGCAAUAACAACAUGACGGAUAUAUCUCUAAUAGAGCAUCGAAAUGGAAGGAAUCGGAAGCCUGGUGGAGGUCGGCGGGGGCGUCGCAAGUUCUGGGAUAAUAUCAAAUUUCCCGAUGGUCAGUGGGAGUGGGGUGGUUGCAGUGACAAUGUGAACUUUGGUCUGCGCCACUCGAGGGUUUUCCUGGAUGCCAAGCAAAGGCAGAGGCGAAGCGAUCUGGGGACCUUGGUCAAGUUGCAUAACAAUAAUGCAGGAAGAUUGGCCAUUCGUGAUGCCAUGCGGCUGGAGUGCAAAUGCCAUGGCCUCUCCGGCUCCUGCACCGUGAAAACCUGCUGGUUGAAGAUGCCUCCCUUCCGGGAGGUGGCUGGGCGCCUGCGCGAUCGCUAUGACAGUGCUCGGAAGGUGGCGCUGCGCAACGAUGGCAACAGUUUUAUGCCGGAAAAUCCAAGGGCAAGACCGGCUAAUAAGUACCAACUUGUAUUUGCGGAUGAAUCGCCCGAUUUCUGUGCGGCAAAUCCGAAAACGGGAGCCCUGGGCACCCAGGGCAGGGAGUGCAAUGUGACCAGUCCGGGAUCCGAUCGAUGCGAUCGAUUGUGCUGCAAUCGAGGACACACCCGGAGGAUCGUCGAGGAGCAGACCAACUGCAAGUGCGUCUUCAAAUGGUGCUGCGAGGUGACCUGCGAAAAGUGCCUGGAGCAUCGAGCGGUCAAUACAUGCCUUUGAUUGAUCAAAUCAUUCAUUAUUAUUUGUAUUAUUUUCUUCGGUUUAGUCAGGAAUAUAGAAUUUUGAAAGCUUUCCAUUUCGCGUGAUAGAAAAACACAAACAAACACAUACACACUUACAGAAAAAACGUUCUAAGUAUUAACUAACAAGUAAACACGAGUAUCUCUAAUCUUUUAGCUAGUUGUAAAUACAAAUUAAAAAGAAAAAUCACACCACAAACACAUAAAACAUGCCUACGUUAUAUCAUAUAUUCAUAUGCAUUCAUGUAAGCUUUGUAAAUAGUUGUAAUAAAAACAAA